This is a messenger RNA of Adineta steineri, 1119 nucleotides long. NCBI's taxonomy places the organism in Eukaryota, Metazoa, Rotifera, Eurotatoria, Adinetida, Adinetidae. The record is from the annotation of a GenBank genome assembly.
AUGAAAAGCAUUCUAACAAAUAUUUUCUUGUCUGUUUUUCUUUUUCCAUUAUAUCUUCAUGCAAUUCAAGUAAGUAUAAAUAAUCUUAAACCACGUUUGGAUGUUAAUGGUGUAAUUAUUGAUGCACAUGAUGGUAGUAUUCAACAAUUUGAAAAAAAUGGUCUUUAUUACAUGCAUGCAAUGCAAUAUGGUCUUUGUGAAGAACCACCAAAUUAUGGAUGUGAUGGAGCUGGAAUGCCAAGUAAAUGUGGUUUUCAAAUGGAUCAUAAUAUUAGUAUCUGGUCUUCGCCUAAUCUAACGUCUGGAUCAUGGUCAUAUGUAGGUAAUUCAAUUAAUGUAACUGAUCGACCAGCAGGUGUUGUUUUUCGGCCACACCUUGUAUAUAAUCCAAAAACUAAAUUAUAUGUUCUAUUUUGGAAUUAUAUGAGAUGGAAUCAGCCUAGUUUAUAUGCAGUUGGUAUAGCUGAAACACCAAAUGGACCAUUUAAAUUAGUUAAUCCUGCUCUCAAUGUAUCUCGAGGUGCUAGUGGAGGUGAUUUUGAUGUUUUUGUUGAUGAUGAUGGAACUGGUUAUAUAGUUUAUUCUCAAAAUUAUUAUAUGAGUAUUGAACAAUUAACACCUGAUUAUUAUUAUUCAACAGGAAAAUCCUAUAUGUUUGAUGAAUAUUUUGUUGAAGCACCCAUAUUUCUAAAGAAAAAUAAUAUUUAUUAUGUUUUAUUCGGUUGGUGCUGUUGUUAUUGUAUGCAAGGCAGUGGAGUUUUAGUUCAUACAUCUAAUAAUCCAAUGGGACCGUAUACACUUCAAACUGAUGGUGAUCUUGCUUGUGUUGCAAAAAGUAAUACUAUAUCAACAUCAUCCAAUGCUUUACCAACACCUAAUCAAGGUUGUGAAUUUCAUAAUAUAAACACAACAUCAAUAGCUCGAUCUCAGCAAAAUUAUAUUAUUAAAGUUACGAAUUCAAGUGGUUAUACAACAUAUGUCUGGACAGGAGAUAGAUGGCAACAAGCACCCGAUGGAAUUAAAGGUCAUGAACCACAGUUUUGGACUCCAUUAACAUUUGAUGAAAACGGAAAAAUUGGCAAAAUGAACUGGAUUGAUGAAUUUACUUUAGAUGUAUGA